AUGGACGUCUCCCAGGCCAUAUCAGGCUACAUCUCCAAGAUAGUGAUGCCUGCAGGAGAGACAUCAUCAUCCAAAAUGAAGAUCUUACUUCUGGAUAGAGAUACGGUCCCCAUUGUAUCCACAGCUAUCACUCAAUCAAGUCUUCUCAAUCAUGAGGUCUACUUGAUUGAUCGCCUGGACAAUACUGCGAGAGAGAAGAUGAGGCACCUACGUUGCCUGUGCCUCGUGCGGCCAUCACCGGAGACUAUACAGCUUUUGAUUGAUGAACUAAGAGACCCCAAAUAUGGUGAAUACCAGCUGUACUUUACCAAUGUGGCGAAGAAGUCUUCACUUGAGCGACUCGCUGAGGCGGAUGACCAUGAAAUCGUCAAGGUUGUCCAGGAGCACUUUGCGGACUAUACAGUCGUAAAUCCAGAUCUCUUCAGCUUUGAGAUUAUGCUACCGAGAUGGCGUAUUUUCGCGGGCAGCCCUGAUGCUUGGAAUCCAGACUCCCUACAACGAUGUGCAGAGGGAUUAGUGGCUGUUCUGCUAUCGCUCAAGAAGAAACCGCUGAUUCGAUACGCAAAGGCUGGUUCUGUGGCGAAGAAGCUCGCUUCCGAGGUUCGGUACCUCAUGACUCAAGAAGAACAGCUGUUUGAUUUCCGAAAGGUCGAUACACCGCCAAUAUUGCUUGUCCUCGAUCGCCGCGAGGAUCCCGUCACACCGCUCUUGACACAAUGGACUUACCAAGCCAUGGUGAAUCAUCUCCUCGGUAUCCAAAAUGGCCGCGUGAAUCUUGAAGAUGUGCCCGAUAUUCGACCAGAGUUGCGAGAAAUUGUUCUAUCACAAGAUCAGGAUCCCUUCUUCAAGAAGAACAUGUUUCUCAAUUUCGGGGACCUUGGAAGCACGAUCAAAGAAUACGUCGAACAGUAUCAGUCAAAGACAAAGAACAGCGCUGAUAUCGAAUCCAUUGGCGACAUGAAACGCUUCAUCGAAGAGUAUCCAGAGUUUCGAAAAUUAUCUGGCAACCCGUCUAACUCUUUGCCGGUGCUGACCGAUCUUCUUGUUGCAGCUGGCAAUGUGUCACCGCGUCAAGCCGCAAUGGUGGAUAAAGUACUCGCUUACCACACAUCUCUGCACUCAUCACAAGCGCAGGGGGGAAUUUCUGACAUAUUUGAAUCGGGAGGGAUAUUUGCUGGUGCUUCAAACCGCUUCAAGGGUCUCAAAGGCGUCGAGAAUGUCUAUACACAACAUACGACAUUGCUCGAGACUACGCUCCAAAAUCUUGUCAAAGGACGUUUGAAGGAACAACAAUAUCCAUUUGUUGAUGGAGGAGGAACUACUCGGGACAAGCCGCAGGACAUUAUCGUCUUCAUGGUUGGUGGUGUAACAUAUGAAGAAGCGAAAAUGAUUGCGGGCAUCAACGCCACGACCCCCGGUGUUCGAGUUGUGUUGGGAGGAACUUCUAUUCACAACACCAGCACAUUUAUGGAGGAAGUAAAUGAUGCACUGUUUUAUGCCUUUGGACGUUAUGUUGAAUUGGCCCCACCAAAAAGUUGCGAGACAGGAGUUACAGUAAUCACGAAUUUCUGUGACGAUACAACAAGUGCCAUGCAUGCGAUUCUGCGACAACAAGCGCGCGGGAGGCACAUUGCAUCGUCUAUAAGCCGUCGACGGCAUCUGGCGACCGUAUCCGAUAAUGCUAGGACAUUUGAUGUGGUUGUUAUAGGAGGCGGCCAUGCCGGUGCUGAGGCCUGCGCCGCGGCAGCUCGAGCCGGAGCCAGGACGGCGCUUAUUACGCCAAAACUCGAAAACCUCGGCACUUGCUCCUGCAAUCCUAGCUUCGGCGGCAUCGGCAAGGGAACCAUCAUCCGCGAGAUCGAUGCGCUCGAUGGCCUUGCCGGGCGUAUAAUUGACAAGGCCGGCGUGCAGUUUCAUGUGCUUAAUCGAAGCAAAGGGCCAGCCGUAUGGGGCCCACGAGCUCAAAUCGACCGGAAGCUCUACCAAAAACACAUGCGCGAAGAGCUUCAAGCAUAUCCGAAUCUUUCCAUAAUACUCGAUUCCGUUUCCGACAUUGUUCUAUCUGCAGAAGAGACUGAACCGAAUACACCACAACCGGCCAUUUCCGGCGUACGACUCGACUCCGGCGAAACUAUUCCCACGAGACGAGUGAUUAUAACUACGGGGACUUUCCUUGGCGGAGAGAUUCACAUCGGCCUGCAAACAUACCCAGCUGGCCGGCUAGGUGAAGCCGCGACAGUUGGAUUGAGCAAAUCGUUGCGUGAUGCCGGCUUUCAGCUAGGUCGCCUGAAGACAGGAACGCCCCCGCGACUAGACAAAUCAAGCAUCGAUUUCAAUGUGAUGGAGACGCAGUUUGGAGACAAUCCAGCCAACCCCUUCAGUUAUCUGAAUAGCAGCGUAGCGGUCCAAGAUCAGCUGACCUGCAGCAUGACAUAUACGAACCACGCGACCCACGAUGUGAUACGAGACAACUUGGACAAGACUGUCCAUAUCCGUGAAUCUGUCAAGGGCCCUAGGUAUUGUCCGUCUCUGGAGUCCAAAGUUAUCCGGUUCGCUGAUAAGGAACGACACAUUGUCUGGCUUGAGCCUGAAGGGUUUGACGACCCCGUCAUCUACCCCAACGGCCUGUCCAUGACAAUUCCCCCUGAAGCGCAAGAGCAAGCGUUGAGAACCAUUGUCGGCCUUGAACAAGUAAAGAUGCUCCAGCCAGGGUACGGUGUAGAGUAUGACUAUAUCGACCCGCGUGGGCUAAAAUCGACGUUGGAGACCAAGGCAAUCGGCGGGCUGUAUCUCGCCGGCCAAAUCAACGGCACCACCGGCUACGAAGAGGCAGCUGGUCAGGGCGUUCUCGCCGGGAUAAAUGCCGGGAGAGCUGCAGUAGGACUUCCGGGCGUGUCGCUGUCGAGAUCUGAUGGGUACAUUGGCGUCAUGGUAGAUGACCUGACUACCAAAGGAGUGACUGAGCCAUAUCGCAUGUUCACGUCGCGCAGCGAAUUUCGCAUGGCGGCACGCGCUGACAAUGCUGAUCUUCGCCUCACCGAAAAGGGCCGUGAAUGGGGCGUCGUGACCGAUCGCCGCUGGGAGGCCUUUACGAACGAGAAAGAUCAGAUUGAUAGACUGACAAGGAGCCUCGACGCGGUAUCUCUGUCGACAGAGCAGUGGAGAAAGCAUGGUUUCCAAACGAAGCGCGAUUCGCGCCGUCGCAGUGGCAUUGAUGUCGUGCGACUAUCCAAUGCCAACAUGCGCCCUGACCUGACCCGUCUCAGCUCUAUGAUUCCUGGCAUCAUGGAUUAUUCGCCCCGAAUACACGAUCGCGUUGUGCUGGAAGCAAUGUAUGCACCUUAUAUCAAAUUGUACGAGGCUGCCAUUGGCAAGUUCAAGAAUGAUGAGGGAGUUUACCUGCCGUUGGACCUGGACUACGACUCCAUUCCAGGCCUCGCGCUUUCAGAGCGUGAAGUCCUCAAGAUCACCCGGCCCGAAACUCUGGCGCAAGCUCGCCGGGUAGAAGGCGUCACACCAUCGGGGAGUCUGCGCCUGCUUGCCUAUGUUCGGCGUCGUUCCGGUUCCAAGCCAGUGGUCCCCGAAAGUUCAUAG
This is a messenger RNA of Cordyceps militaris CM01, 3594 nucleotides long. RefSeq names its product mitochondrial translation optimization protein (Mto1), putative. The record is from RefSeq and is a predicted model, not a curated record. Gene Ontology annotation, biological process: vesicle-mediated transport; tRNA methylation; tRNA wobble uridine modification. The coding region runs from base 1 to 3594 and encodes 1197 amino acids. Gene Ontology annotation, cellular component: cytosol. Gene Ontology annotation, molecular function: flavin adenine dinucleotide binding. NCBI's taxonomy places the organism in Eukaryota, Fungi, Ascomycota, Sordariomycetes, Hypocreales, Cordycipitaceae. The transcript has 5 exons.